Molecule: messenger RNA, 1248 nt
Organism: Lodderomyces theae
Lineage: Eukaryota; Fungi; Ascomycota; Pichiomycetes; Serinales; Debaryomycetaceae
Product: GSK family serine/threonine-protein kinase
Exons: 1
Coding region: 1-1248 (415 amino acids)
Biological process (GO): signal transduction; protein phosphorylation
Cellular component (GO): cytoplasm
Molecular function (GO): ATP binding; protein serine/threonine/tyrosine kinase activity; protein serine/threonine kinase activity
Source: RefSeq, a predicted model, not a curated record
AUGUCUAAAAUAGAGGUUGUCACUGAAAAUGUCACCAACGGCCAUACAGGGGAGACCCAAACGAUACAGUAUACUCAAUCACAAAUGGUGGGUCAUGGAUCGUUUGGAGUGGUUUUUCAAACACAGAUCAUGCCAAGUAACGAGAUAUGUGCUAUGAAGCGCGUGCUCCAAGAUAAACGAUUCAAGAAUCGAGAAUUACAAAUCAUGAAGUUGGUUCAUCAUCGAAAUAUUGCCGAUUUGAAAUAUUACUUUUACACCAAUAACGACAAGAAUGAAUUGUACUUGAAUUUGAUAUUGGAAUUUGUUCCUGAAACACUUUACAAAGCUAGCCAUUACUAUGUCUCAAAAAGGUUGAGUAUGCCGCCAUUGGAAAUUAAGUUGUACACGUACCAAAUGUUUAGAGCAUUGAACUACAUCCAUUCACAAGGAAUAUGCCAUAGAGAUAUCAAACCUCAAAAUCUUUUAAUCAACCCCACUACCGGAGAAUUGAAGUUGUGUGAUUUUGGGUCGGCCAAGAUUUUGAAUCCACUGGAACCAAAUGUGUCCUACAUUUGUUCAAGAUACUAUAGAGCACCUGAAUUGAUCUUUGGAGCUACAAAUUACACAACAAAGAUUGAUGUGUGGAGUGCGGGGUGUGUGAUGGCUGAAUUGAUUCUUGGCCAACCAUUGUUCCCCGGUGAAUCAGGCAUUGAUCAGUUGGUGGAAAUCAUCAAGAUCUUGGGAACACCUUCAAAAGAACAAAUCAAGAGCAUGAAUCCAAACUACAUGGAGCACCGAUUCCCUCAAAUCAAACCAAUACCGUUGCACAAGAUCUUCAAGAAAAUGGCGCCUGAUUGUAUACAGUUUUUGAUUAGGGUGUUGCAGUAUAGUCCAUUGGAGAGAAUUAGUUGUAUCCAAGCCUUGGUUGAUCCAUACUUUGAUGAGUUGCGCAACCAAUCAACAAAGUUGCCCAAUUAUAGAAAGUUGUUUUCACAGCAAUUUCACCACAGUACCGCUGGCUCAUUGGGUGGCCCAGCAUCACACUCAAAUGCUGCUCAAUACCAGUUGUAUGAUUCUCAACCAGAUAUGAAGGAUUUGCCAGAAUUGUUUGAUUUUGAUGACCGAGAAUUGAGUGUUGCUCCGCAAUUCGACUCAGCAUUGAUUCCAUCAUGGGCUUGGAACCACUUGAAUUUGAAACAAGGACCUAUCAAUAAUUUGAAUGAAUUCGCGCCAUUGACUAAAGAGGAAUUAAAAGUUACAUUAGAAUAA